CCCAACGAUUUCGCCAACUAAGCGGCCGCAAUGGCCAUGGAGCGGGAGAGGCGACGUGGCUGUGUGCUGCUGGUUCUCGCCUUGCUACCUUGCGUUCAGCACCGCACGUGGCUGAGCACGCGGAGUUCCGUUCGAAGCAGCUCCGUGCUUUGCAGAGCCCAAGCGGAUGCCACCUUAGAGGUGGAGUGCUUGGAAGACCCGGCGGCCAUCCAAUGGACCAAAGACCAGGGCGCAGCCAGCUGGCUGGAACUCUUAGAGGAUUCAGAUGCUGUCAUCGAGGCGGCCGAGCCUUCCUCGGAGCCACGCCUGCGGCGCCUCCUGCAGCAGCGCGCCAGCGCGGAGGGCGCUCUGCCGGCGUCGCUGGCGGUGCGGCACAGCCCGGCGCUGCGCAGGGCGGUACGUAUCUUGAGAGAUCUUCACAGGGACGAAGGUGGUCGUCCGUUGAAUGAUCUCAUUGAUGUUGCACUGGAUCAGAUGGCCAAAGGCCAGUUGGAUUGGUCUCAGAUCUGCAGCGUGGCACCUCGUUUGGCCGCGCAUGCAGAAGAGGCGCAGGAGGCGAUCAAGUUGCUGACGUUAGGCAACAACAUGGCCGAGGAUGUGAUUCUCAGUGGAGGCAAUGGACUCUGCAUUGAAGGCCGUUGGAACGAUGCGUCGAUCACGGGGCGCCUGGAGCGCACCAAAGAGGAGGGAUGGGGACAGUGGGCCUCCUUCUUCUUGGCCGAGGGACCUGAAGAACUCUUGGGGCACCGAAUGGUGGCAUGCAAGAGAACCAGUGGCGGAAACGUGUUCAACCCCAAAACAGGCGAGCCGUCCUUCAAAAGUGGAGACCAGCUCUACCUUGCGAUGCCUGAUCGGGCAGCCGUGCUGGAACUGGCCACCUACGAUCAGUUGCCGGAGUUUGCGGUGGAAUUGGCACGGCUCCUGCAGGAGGGAGUCGAUGAGAAAGGCAUCGUGGGGCCACCGGAGAUGGUGCAAGCGGCGAAGUUUCUGAACAGCAUCAAGGACCUCAACGAAGCUGAGGAGGCUGAACGUCGCUUGUAUCGUUUCGAGAAGUCGCCCCUGUCGCGACGCCUCUACGACGAGUUGCAGUCGGAUCCCGUGUGGGCCGAGUUCUGGACGGCGAUUACUCCCAGGAUUCCGGAGAUUUACAAGGCCUUCCGUCAAGCCAUGCUUCGCAGUCGGCCGGCGCAAAGGAUGGAGCCCAGGCGCGUGUCUGUGCUGCGCAUCAAUGUCUUGGGAGUGUUGGGUCUUCUGGCCAUCGUUGGCGCCGUCGCUUGGGCUGCCUGGCAAUUCUUCCAUCCAUCAGUGACGGAGGAGGCACAAAAUUUGCCCCUCUACAGCCUGAGAGGUGAAGCCAAAUGAGGACACGUGCUGCCGUGAAGUGUUGG
Molecule: messenger RNA, 1388 nt
Organism: Cladocopium goreaui
Lineage: Eukaryota; Dinophyceae; Suessiales; Symbiodiniaceae
Source: the annotation of a GenBank genome assembly